Messenger RNA from Trachymyrmex cornetzi, 1493 nucleotides. Its product is annotated as AN1-type zinc finger protein 2A. NCBI's taxonomy places the organism in Eukaryota, Metazoa, Arthropoda, Insecta, Hymenoptera, Formicidae. Gene Ontology annotation, cellular component: cytoplasm; endoplasmic reticulum. The record is from RefSeq and is a predicted model, not a curated record. Gene Ontology annotation, molecular function: zinc ion binding. The transcript is spliced from 2 exons. Gene Ontology annotation, biological process: protein targeting to ER; proteasome-mediated ubiquitin-dependent protein catabolic process. The coding region runs from base 328 to 960 and encodes 210 amino acids.
UAUAAAGAAGGUACACGUGCCUGAUUUCAUCAGUGCUGAGACUGCUGAGUGUAUGCGAUCAUCGUGGGUGAGAUUGGUUUGUCGGAGUCACUGUCAAAUGCUGCCCUGUCUGUUAUCGAAAAUUUUAGUGACGUACAAUCGUAAUUUGAGCGAUUAAUCACGUACGUGCUUAAAGACUCUUGUGUUACGUCGGCGAUAGAGAGAGAGAAAGAGAAAGAGAGAGAGAGAGAGAGAGAGAGGAGGAAAACGUGCAGCGUCUACAAUCUCGUAGCUCUUCAUUUUGGCUGAGUCAAGUGAUCUGGUGAAGAACAGUACAACGUGAUCAAAAUGGAAUUUCCAAAUUUGGGAGAACAUUGCUCUGAGAGCACAUGUAACCGCUUGGAUUUUUUACCUCUGAAGUGCGACGCUUGCCAGGGAAUCUUUUGCACAGAUCAUAUAACUUAUACAAGUCACAGCUGCCCCAGCGCGUACAAGAAGAAUAUACAGGUGCCUGUGUGUCCAUUGUGCGAUGUUCCUAUACCAAUAAAGCGCGGCGAUCUGCCCGACGUAGCCGUAGGAUUGCAUAUAGAUAAUGACUGUAGAGAAAGCCAUAGGAAGGUAUUCUCCAACAAGUGUUCUUCAAAGGGGUGCAAAGUCAAAGAAAUGGUGCCGGUGAAAUGUAACGAAUGUGGUGCCAAUUUUUGCCUCAAGCACAGACAUCCCACCGAUCACGCUUGUAUCGGAGCGGAGGAGGCAUUGAGACUACGUAGGUUGGAAACACUAAACAAGAAAAGUCAAACGACAAUAUCACCGAAUAGUAGCAACAGCAAUUCGCAUCCAUUCCGAAGCCUUCAAGGAACGAUGACCGAGGAUGAAGCAUUAGCUAGAGCUCUCCAAGCUUCCUUAGAGGAUGAAGAGAGAAGCAGACGUAUGUUACAACCAGUGCCUUCUGGAAACCGAGAUAGAUGUAGACUUUCGUAACUAUCUACACAUUAUUUUAUACCGUUAUAGAAAAAAAGCUUCUUCCUUGUUUCCUAAAAAUCUAUGGAUAUAUAAAGAUAUGUAUUACGAUCCUCUUAAAGUUACCGCCAAACUAUAUAUAAUUUGUGAUUCGAAACUCGCAGUUUAUAAGUAGUGUGAAUGGACAAAUUCACCGAAUUCGCAUUUGUUGUUUAUCAUUCAAUUCAUGGAGCGGGUUUUUAAAAACAAAAUUAAGAGAUACAAAUUAUUACGAAUCUGUUGAUGUUGAUUCAUAUAUAGUUACACUAUACAAACAAUAAAUCACUAAUUGUAAAUCAUGAAUCGCUUAUAAUUCGGCGCUAGCUCAAAGGAUACACUUACUUGACAACACGUACAACGGAAGUUACUUAAGUAUAUUUAUUACUCUAUCCAUUUUUUAUCUGUUAUGUAUUGUUAUAGUUACAACUGCUGCUAUAUAACCAGCUGUUGCGUUUAUAUGCAUAGAAAUUAAAAUGUAUUUAUAUAAAAUUGCUCACGUAAUUAAGCACACUAUC